Molecule: messenger RNA, 9215 nt
Organism: Equus caballus (horse)
Lineage: Eukaryota; Metazoa; Chordata; Mammalia; Perissodactyla; Equidae
Gene: MFAP3L
Product: microfibril associated protein 3 like
Source: RefSeq, a predicted model, not a curated record
AGAUGGGCACGGAUGUUAGCUCAGGACUAAUCAUUCUCAAAAAAAAAAAAGUUUGGUAAAAGCUGCAAGUGCUGUGGGAAGUUUAGAAGGACUGGAGUCUCUGAGCUCUGGGACUCGUGGGAAGCCAAAGGUGGAAUUGGGAAUGGAUGCUGGAUAGGCAAUCAACAAACAUCUCCUAGUGUCACCCAGACCGGCUGGUUCUCCUUCUAUCUACCGAACCCUAAGCUCAUAGCACCUGCAGAACAUAUGGAAAUUAGCUGUCUCUCUCUUCCCUACUAGAUUAUAAAUGGAUUUUGUGGCAUUCCCAGUCUACCCCAAACCCCUGGCAGUGCACCCAGCACAUAAUAAAUACUUUUUUAAAAAAUCUGAACUGAAAGGGCAUGAUAUGAGAUGUGGUGAAUUCUUACUAAAAGCUAUUAAUUGAUUAAUGUUAAUCAGUUCAAUGAUUCAUUUUCAAAAAUAAAUGUUCACGGUGUUUUAGAGUGAAAACGCUUUGAUUGAAGCAACCUAUAAAUUACACCUUAUGUUUUCUGUACCUUAGUAACUUUUCGAAAUGGGAAAGGAUGGGAGUGAGAAUGGGGGAAGGGAAGAAUGGGUUUGCUAACUGCCAGUCCUGCAUUAAAAUGAAAAUCUCUGCCUCUGUACAUCUUAAGGUCUCUAAGGGAACUAGAUACAGUUUCAGAACAGUUGCUAAGUUUCUAGCUCAAAGCGCCUACUGACAUUGUUAGAAUAUAAGACAACAGCAGUAUCCCCUCCCUCCUCUUUAUUCUUGCUAACACAAUGUGUUUGAAAGUGGGAAACCAGUUUGGCUCGCCUUUGUUAGAAAACAGCUCUCGAGUUAUGCAUUUUAAAACUCAGUUGUAUCUUCUAUUUGCUUCAGUCUCUCUAAUUGUGAAAAAAAAGUUACAGUAUAUUUAUUACACAUAUUUAUUAGAACCUGUGUCCCACUUUGUCUUGUCUCUGAUUCUCUCCCAACCAUUUCGUCAGGUGUCUGCUCUGCUGUAGGCAUCAGGGAGUCAGAUGAGACACCCCAGCCCCUGAGCCCAGUGUCUGCCUGGAGGAGCAGCUCGUGUAUUUUCAGACCUGAGUCCCUGCAAAAGGACCCAGUCUGAAAAUCAUUUGUAAUUAUUUCUGGUGAUGGGAUGGCAAUCAAUAAUGUCUUAAAACCAAAAACAAGGUAUGGCUUUUAAAUGAUCUAAGUUAAAAUCAACCAGAGAAGCAUGAUUUCAGUAAAAGGUACUUUAUAUCUUAUGUUAAUAAUUCUUAUACAUCACACUGAGCAGUGUGUAAAUACGUUAUGUAUAUUUGAUCGCGAAUCCUUAUACUUGUCCUGUACUUGGUAAGUACUUGGCCAGAAACACACAGAGAUAAAGGUGGUGAGAUCCAGGAUCCUGGCCCAGUCUGUCUAAAACCCGGGGCUGUGCUCUUAACAACCAUUCUCUAUUGAAGAGAUCAGCUUUACAACUUCUCUGUUAAAAGAAACCACAAGUUUAGCCGAGUAAGGAGAAACAUUUACAAAGUCAUAGCACGGUGUCUGUCAUGUGGUUGCAGCCUAUGCUAUCUCCCUUAGCCAGUGAUUCCUGUUGGUGGAGUAACGUGUUGGCCUCCCUGGGCAGGAAAGCAGUCAAGUCCAGGGGGCAGUUUGAAAGUCUAUGGCACUAAGAAAACUGUCGUCUUUGCCACUGAGGAAAUAUAUAGUCUACAACUAAGUUAUUACCCCAGGGUAGCUCUUCAGUUUCAUUGUCUAAAGAAUUGGAAUACAAAUGUCUGCCUUUGGAGAGAGAUUCCUUCAGCAAUUCAUUGAGUAUCUAAAGGGUUAGGGACAAGUUUAGACACGGCAAAUACAAAGAUAAAUGAGGCAGACAGUAUGGUCAGUAUGGUGCUGGCAUAAGGAUAGACAUAAAGAUCAGUGGAACAGAAUAAAAAGUUUAGAAAUAGACUCAUAUAGUUCAUUGUAUUUGACAAGAAGGCAAGAUAAUCCAUUGGGGAAAGGACAGUGUUUUCUACAAACAGUGCUGAAACAACUGGAUAUCCAUAUGGGAAAAAAUGCACCGCAGUCCUUACCUCUUGCUGUACACAAAAGGAACUGGAGUGAAUCAGUGUAAAAGCUACUAAUGGGAAGGGGCACAAGGGAACUUUUGGUGGUGAUGGAAACAUUCCAUAUCUUGUUUAUUGUGGUGGUUCCAGGGGUGUAGAAAUUUGUCAAAACCCAUGAAAAUAUAUACCACCUAAAAUGGGCACAUCUUAUUGUUUGUAAGUUAUACCACAGUAAAGUUGAUUUUAAAAAAGAAAUCAUAUCCUAUCACUCCCUGGCUUAAACUUUUCCAGUGAACGUUAGAUACAGUCCAGAUUCCUUACCCUGUCCUACAAAGCCCCAUGUGAUCUGGGCCUCCUCCUCAGUAGACUCCUCCCUGAUUGCCUAACUCAGCACUCAAGCACAUCAUGGUGUGUUUUUCAAAGCAUGCAUCGUUAGCUGAAAUUCUUAUUUACAUGGUAUUUACUUACUGUCUGCUUUUCCCCUUGAGAAUAUAAUCUCCAAAUAAGAGGAAAGAUCUGUCUUGUUUACUCUUCUAUCUCUAGGACCUAGAAUAAUGUCUUCCUAAUAAUAGAUGUUCAAUAAUUAUUUUUUAAGUGAAUAAAAAGGGUAAAGAAUUCAGAUUCUGGAAUGUAGACAAUGCAGAAACAUUGAAGGCUGCUAAGUAAAGAAAUGGCACCAUAUAAUUUGUGUUGUAAAUGAUUAUAGGGAUUGGACUGGGAACUGGGGAAAGAUGGAAGGCAGGCAGAUCAUGGAGAAGGGUACCACACCACUUCCGGUAAGAAGAGAGGGAGGCCUUAACUGAGGCUCACUCAGAGGAGAUGGAAAGGAUGGAACGAUCCAAGCAACAUUGAAGAGGUGGAAUCAACAACAUAUAGCCAUGCUCCAGCCUCCUGGAUGUAGGAGCCAGGACAAGCGAUAGGCUUGAUCACAAUUGUGAUUCCAAUACUGGCGGAGGAAUGGUGGCCAAGGACUAGGGGUUCUUAAUCAAGAACCAACUCUGUGGAUCCAGGACGGGUUUGUCCCAAGGCCUGCUCUGAACAGCGAGUUGUCUGAUAAAAGAUUCCGUUGGCAAACCAUCUCUCUUGCCUUACAGAGCAAGCAAAGAAGAUGGAGCGAUUGAAGAGCCAUCUGCCUGUGUGCUUUCUACCUUCUGUGCCCUUUUUAAUCAUAGCAUCCACUCUAGCAACUGCUAAGAGUGCGACUAACAGCACUUUAAAUGGCACUGACAUGGUCUUGGGCUCUGUGCCUGUAAUCAUUGCCAGAACUGACCAUAUCAUAGUCAAGGAAGGAAACAGUGCCUUGAUUAAUUGUAGUGUUUAUGGCACCCCUGAUCCACAAUUCAAGUGGUAUAAUUCCAUUGGCAAGCUGCUGAAAGAAGAGGAGGAGGAGAAGGCGAGAGGAGGAGCAGGAAAAUGGCAGAUGCACGACAGUGGCCUCCUGAACAUCACCAAGGUGUCUUUUUCAGACCGAGGUAAAUACACAUGUGUUGCUUCUAAUGCCUAUGGCACUGUGAACAACACAGUGACCCUGAGAGUCAUCUUUACCUCUGGAGACAUGGGAGUCUACUACAUGGUCGUUUGCCUCGUGGCUUUCACCAUCGUCAUGAUUCUCAACAUCACUCGCCUGUGCAUGAUGAGCAGCCACCUGAAGAAGACCGAGAAAGCCAUCAACGAGUUCUUUAGGACAGAAGGCGCGGAGAAGCUGCAAAAGGCAUUUGAGAUCGCCAAGCGGAUCCCCAUCAUCACCUCAGCCAAAACUCUAGAGCUUGCCAAAGUCACCCAGUUCAAAACCAUGGAGUUUGCCCGCUAUAUUGAAGAGCUUGCCAGGAGUGUGCCUCUGCCUCCCCUCAUUAUGAACUGCAGAACUAUCAUGGAAGAGAUCAUGGAAGUGGUUGGGCUGGAGGAGCAAGGGCAGAAUUUUGUGCGGCACACUCCAGAAGGCCAGGAGGCCGCCGACAGGGAUGAGGUGUACAUGAUCCCAAACUCCCUGAAGAGAAGUGACUCCCCCACCGCCGACUCAGACGGCUCAUCGCUGCAUGAACAGCCUCAGCAGAUUGCCAUCAAGGUGUCCAUUCACCCGCAGUCCAAAAAAGAUCACAUGGACGACCAAGAGGGUAUACCAUUUGAAGUCAAAGAUGAAGAGGAGACAGAACCGUCCGCUGAACGUUCUCCAGAAACUGCGGAGCCUUCUACAGAUGUAACAUCCACGGAGCUAACGUCGGAAGAGCCGACACCUGUUGAGGUAUCAGAUAGAGUCCUGCCGCCAGCUCACCUGGAAACUACAGAGCCAGUAAUGGCACGUGACAGAAACACCUGCAUAAUUUACGAAAGCCAUGUAUAAUAUCAACUCCAAAAAGCUAUGCAUAUCAAGAAAAUCAGGGGCUGCUCCUUGUAGUACCGAUGUAGUACGCACUUGCCGCUAAGCCUUACCAGGAGAUGCUCAUCCCUUAGGUAGGAGACAUGCCAUUUCAAAAGGGGAAGCACUUGUGUGCAGUUUCUGUGACUGGAAUUUCCCCAGUAGAAAAGGAUGCGGGGAACAUCAGGGUGCAGAAUUGAUACUACUGGACAGAAAGUGUCCAUGUGAUACGAAUUUUAGAGGCUCUUCUCUGCCAAAUACCUUAAUUGGCGAUGCCCUUUUGGCAAAGAGUACACUACUGUAAGAUAUUCCGAGUUCAAGAGCCCUCUCCAAUGCACACUGCAUUGCUUUUCCUUUGAAAAAUUAUAGGUCUGCUACAAUAGUAAAUGCACGUACGUGGGUUUGUUGCACUUUCUUCUCAGUUUUUGUUCCUUUCAUGGUCCCUUUUUGUUGGAGUACUUGUAUUAAUAUUAAUUGUUUUUCUGGUUUAGUCCUCUUUGCCCCUUUGUCCUUAUUUCUCCCUAGAACAUUUACCUCAGAGGCUUUGGUGUCAGUCACCCGUACGAGGACUGAUAUCUACAAGUCAUUUAUAAUGUUCCAAAGUAGUUAGUAGGCUCGUUCUUUUUGUCAUUUCCCAGGCCUCUCUCCGUACACUGCUAUUUUUGUUUCCAAUGAAGCUGCUGUUGUGAAACUGAGAAAAGCUUUGCCCAGGAAUAGCACUUUAAUAGCCAAAUAAAAAUGUGUUUACCUGUCCAUUUCUGAGAGCAUUUUGGUGAGCUCAACCGAGGUUGGAGGGAGAUUGUGAAAGGUUGAAUAUACCCAUUCUACCCAUGAAAAUUGCUGUUUUUACAUUUAAGGACCAUCACCCUCCAAACAGAGACUGAUGCUUUAUCUGGGAAAUUUGUUGCUUCCAAAGACAGGGGCAUUCAUUGAAUGCCUGCAGGUUGUAGAAUAUUGGCUUCCCAGAAGGGUUUGCAAGGACCAGAUGCCAUCAGGUGACUCCAGCUUGAUUUGGGGCAGCAAACGUCGGGAUCUGUGAAGUUGUGUGACCAGGUCUGCUUUUGUAAACUGCGUAGCUGACUUGUUGGUCCUUGAAGGGGAGAGUGAAAGGUUAGAAUAGUGGCAUAACUGUACCAUCACAUUUGAUGCCAAAAGUAUUGAAUUAGUUUGUAGUCUCACAAGAAAGGAGUUAUUAUACGUGAGGCAGAAUGAUGCUGUGGAAAGAAGACAAAGCUAGGCAUCCAAAGGCCAACACCUUACCUGACUGUGCCAAUAACCAGCUGCCUGGCUUUGGGCAAGUCUGGGUCUCAGUUUCCUUAUCUGGCAGAGGUGGCAGACUAGAUGAGCUCUGAGCACCAUUUAAAUGGUCUCACUCUCUCACAGAUCCAAACCAAUAUUAUCACCCUUGCUCUUUUUCUGAGUUACGUUCAAGAUUUUCACUUUCAUCUCUGGGUUCACCUAACAUUUUUUAUACAUAUUACUUAUUCAGACAAAGUGGAUCAGUUUCAAAUAAUCAUAGCAUUUUAAGCAAGUUGUGGAUCUUCUCCCCCAAGACUUCCUUAGGACCCCUUCCACAGUGUAGAUUGAAUUGUGGUGAGAAUGAGUGUUGUUAUUUCAUUUUCACUUAGGAACAGGGGAGACACUAAGCUUAAAGAAAUUCUAAGGGUCAUGGUCACAUCAAGUGAUGGGGUCAUGACAUUGGAGGUUACAUGGACCAUGUUAGUCAUGAGACAGCAGACCCAGAUGCUUAGUUCUUACUCUGUCACUAUCUGGAUAAGUGACCUUGGACAACUCUCUUCCCCUCUCUGGGGUUUAAUCUUUUGCAUCUACAAAAUAUGGGGUUGUACUUGAUGGGCCACAAGAUCCCUUCUAGCUCAGACAUUUAUAGUUUUAUGGAAAGUUUGUAAUCAUCCAUGUUGGUCCCCGUUGCAAGAGACAGGCAACAUUGGGAGCAAAAAUGGGUGCAUGAGAUCGGAUGCUUUUGCUGUUGAAACUUUACAGCAAAUGGGUCUGGCUCUGUAGCUGAGGGCAGAGGGUUUGGCUUCCGGGGUGCCCCUGACAGUUUCUUUAUUCAUAAAUAACUGGUGUGGAAGACAAUCUGACAAGACAUGGAGUUUGAUCAAACAUCUCUUGGCCAGGAUGAACUGUUGGCAUCUAGUUUGAAGUGUCUUUGGUGGUCACGUAAAGAAAUUAGUAGUGAGCAAUCAAGAGAAACCAUGACUCCUGUUUGGGCUGUCUGGACUAGGAUUUUAUGUAUUUGAGUUACAGAAAAGUUUUAUCUCCAACUCUUAGAAUAUAGAUAUUUUCCACUUGUUACGGAGGUCAACAAAUUCUUACCAUGGAUCUAUACGCCCAAAACAACAACAGAGACUUAAGCUCAUUUUGUGAUAUUGUGUGAACUUUUUCCCAUUCUAUUCAGUUGUCCUUCCACAUAAACCGUUGUGCAUAUUUCCACAUGGAAACUAUAAGAGAAGGCAUCUGUUCCAUCUAGAUGUUGACGAGGGGUAAAAAGUUUAAAAUGAGCAGAGUUUUUUUGAAGCAGGAGCAGAAAUUUGUGACCAAAGAAUGUUUCCAGGUUGGUUUUAACUUCUUUAUACUGGGGAGAUCAUAUAGAUUUUCAAAACUUUACCCCUCUUUAAGGCAUCAAAAAACUCUUGAUAAAAUGCCAACCUAAAAGGAGGUUGGCUCACGAUGGAAAUUUUUCCUUCCAGAAAUUCUACACUCUCCCUAUCCUACAGCGUCUUUAUGAAAUGAGAAAGGCUUUCCUGCUAGAAUAUGAAAUGUGGAAGACCUUGUGACUUUCGGCUGAUUUUUCAAAGAUAAACUGUUCAGCUUCUUAGAAAUUCAUAGAAGUAUGGCUGUGUGUGUGUGCACACAUGCACGUCAGACUCAUUUGGGAAGUUUUAAAAGCUUAACACUAAAUCCCAAGCCAUGUCCUUUGGGUCUUAUGUAAGCAUUCUCAAAAUUAGACCAUUUCUGGUUUCUGAGUCAUCUGAUCAUAUCUCUAGCAGUUUUUUUCUUGAAAUUCUGAAAAUGAUUCAGAUACGUGUACAUAUUUAAUUCACUUAGAUGAUCUGUAAACUUGGAUGGUAUUUAUUCUAAAUGGAAAAAAUUUUAUACUGAAAAUCUAUGUAAUUUAUAAUGGUUUUGUUUUAUAUAUUAUAUUUUCAUAUCUUUAGGGCACAUCUGCUCUUCUCAUCUUUUUGUAUAUCAUACUUGGCAAAAGAACUACUAAUACUUGACUAAAAUCUCUAGGAACCAAAUGUGAUACAUAACGCAUAGAAAUCACUCUAAAAUCUCUGAAUGUUCUUACCUGUCCCAAGCAUCAUUGUGCCGUCAGUUACGUCCAGAAUGAUUUGUCUCAGAUGCUUAUGAGCAUUCCUUAUUUCAAAACUAAGGCUAAAAGAUCUGACAUCAUGCACAAUCGAUUCUGAAUCUUCUUUCCUUCUUUAUCUUUUUGUUGUUGGUUUCAUUUUUAAUUGUAGAAGUCUAUGUUGUCUAAACUUCUGUUUGAAGGGCAAAUGUGAGAUAAGAAAGCAACUUGAUGGAAAGACUAAACUGAACUGUGGCUCUGUAAAUUAUUCAGUCGACUGAUAACAUGUUCUAAUGCUUGGAUUGUUACUUAUUGGUAAUCUAGGAUCUGCUCAGCUCUUUAGCACAGGAAGGAAAUGUAAGGCACAAAGAAUAUAUGCAUGUUUUGAACAGACACACUCCAAAUGUAGUGCAGCCAACACAGAUCAGCUUAGGAACACCAACCCCAGCCACUGAAGGAACCGUUCAGAAGGCAGAGCUGACGCCUUUAUUUGCAAAUUGAAAUAGAGUGUUAUAUCAGUGCUAAAACUCUUCAACAGCAGCCCCUAUGGUUCUGUUAAUGGGAUAUUUCCUCUCAGUGUUUCAUUUGGUAAGAAAUUGGAGCGUUUAACUUAUCUUUCCAAAACCCUAUUUUAUACUCAGCACAGUUCAACUACUGUCCUCUACCUGUCUUCACAUAUCCUUUUGGCAGUCCCUUAAGAUUAAAAUCCAUGUUUCUAUUCUUGCUUUUUAAACUAAUUUAUUGCUACUCUUUAAAUAUCUACCAAAUCUCAUUGUAUAUUCAUGCACAUAUUUCAAGCACCUGAUAAGCUUCAAGAUAUUGGUCAUUUUUACAUUCACCUACCUAUUCAUAUAAAAAUCCUUCAGUAGAUAACAAAGUUCAUUUUCCUAAUGACUUUUUUAGGGUUUCUACAGUGAUAAAUAAGAUUGAGAUUAAAUGAAUCAGUGGUGGGAAAAAAUCAAACAAAACAGAAUUGCUUAUUAUCUUUUCCAAUGAUCAGUUAUACAAGAAAAUAUCAUAUGAAGGUGAUAAUGAUCUUUGAGAUUUUUUUAGAGAUUUUGUUUUUAAGGGGACUAAUACUUAGAAUACCACAAUCAAAAUUGAAGCUCUUAGAGAAUGCAAAGUUAGAAAGCAAGUAGUUCAAAGAAUAUUCUGGCAUAAAUUAUUUUUAUUUAACCAGUAAUAAAAGACUUCAAAUGUAUCUCUCAGUCGCCAUAGAGUGACUAGAGUGAGUUAGGGUCAAAGAAGAUGCUUGCACUCACAUUUGGUUUGCUGUAUCUCUGGUUCUGGAUGUCCUUUGUUAAAAUCAGAAAAUAAGAUGAAAAAGUUUAUCUGGGCGGAAAUGUGAAACUGAUGAUUCUUUGAACUAUAAUUGUUCACUUUUUUAAAAAAAUAAAAAUGUAAACAAAUAACUAAUAUUUAAGUUGAUGUUAUAGUAGCAAAAAAACACAAAAAACGUGAUCCAUCCUGUAUUUUGAUUAUUGCUUUAAUAAAGGGUUUGCGCAGGUA